Molecule: messenger RNA, 2319 nt
Organism: Seminavis robusta
Lineage: Eukaryota; Bacillariophyta; Bacillariophyceae; Naviculales; Naviculaceae
Source: the annotation of a GenBank genome assembly
UGCGCGCCUGCUGGAUUGUUCAUGAGAAAAACACCCACAAGUCACAAAAGCGAGAGCACUAAUUCCAAACGGUCACAAUUAUUAAAAAGGUCCGAGAGCCAACAAAGUCUGGAACAAGAAAAACGGCAACAAUAAUAACCACCAACGAAACCGCUCGAUACACCACAAUUCACUUCCGUCAUCACACUCGAUCAACCACCAAGCCACCAAGAGACACAGUUGUGCUGAGAUAAUCGAGACCACAAAAACCAUGAAGCUCUUCCUUUUGUUGCUACUGGCUAGUAGUAGUACCACUUGUACAGUUCAAGCCGCCACACAACAAGACGAUGACGUGGUCUUUCGUUGGACAUCGACCGGUGGUGGAUGGCGUGCCAUGUUUGCCGGCAUGGGAUUUGCCAAUCUGUUUCAACAAGCCGGGCUGAUGGACGACGAUCACACGCACUUUUCCGCCAUUUCCACCAAUUCGGGAGCGUCGUGGUUUUCGACGCAAGCCUUUUAUUCGACUGAAUUUUACACCAAGACCGUCAUGGCACCAAGUCCGGCCGAUCUCAAGUUCUUUGCGGAAGAAUGGAUGAUUGCCUAUCUCAGUGUCGCGAAAGAAUUGGAAGAAUACGAUAUUUGUGAUAUUACCGACUUUUUGGGUGGAAGCAAUAUGACAGAAGAACAACCAGCAGCAGAACCAGGACCUCUUCUAACGGUUUUUGCCGAAUUCUGUAACAUGCUCAUGGACUAUGACGGAGAUUGGACGGCGUUUAUCGACGACAUGAUGGCAUCGGCCGCAUUGGUCUACGGCGACACCACGUUUCCCACUCGGAUCGCCAAUGGUGACAAUCGGAUUGCGCCACUCCGAGGCACGGAUCUCUUGGUACAAUCCGCCUUGCUCGCCAAUGCCCGCAUUCGAGCAAAUAACAUGACCACCGGCAUGGAUACCACAGUCAACAUUGGCAACAGGAACGAACAACUCUACACGUUGACACUCUCGGCGGCGUACACGGUCAAUGACACCUUUGCGGGAUUCCAGUACAAUACUCUAGACAGUAAUGACGACGGCAUGCUCAUGACAUAUGCACAAUCUACCUAUCCAGAACAUGCCUUUACCGAUUUCGAGGACUACCACUUGUAUCCUCCGGCGUCAAAUGCCGAAAUUCUACAACCACAAACACCACAAGAACAACCCGCCCAAGAGUUUGCCGCACCCUUUGGAGGAGCCGCGACGGUCGUCCAAGUGGCAGCCGUCAGUUCCGCCGCCGUCGGACCCUUUUCUCCCGCCGGACCCUCCACAUUCACCCAAGCACUCUCCAAAAUGCGCGUUGCAUUGGAGGAUGAUUUCUUGACCAAAUCCAUUUUUGAUCGGGCUGCCAAUCGACUCUACGCAAGUCCGCUGUUGGACAAAUUUGCCGUCUGCACGCAAUGGCCCAAUCCUUGUUCCGAAACGGAUGGACUCAUGAUCGAUGGAGGAUUGGUCGACAAUGCCGCCAUUCCCAUUAAUAUUGCACAAUAUCAUUUGACAGCCCAAAAUCCACUCGACAAGACACUCAAAAUUGUCGUCACCAAUACCAACGAAGCGGGAUCCUGGGAUUCCGAUCGCAUGAAUGCGCAACUCUUGCAAUACUUUAACACCAGUCUCAAUCAAGGGGUACCACCGGGAGACUAUAUCUGGUUCGACGCACUCCCGUUGCCCUUUCGAUCACCGCAAAUUUUCCAAGACAGCAUGGACAUGGACACUCUCAAUGCCUUGUUGGAACCCAUUGACGGAUCCGACAUGACCACGGCCGUCCUGCAGGUCACCACCACGGACAAUCCCGCCUUUGGAAUCCAAGCCGGACAAGCGGUGGAAAUUCUACUCAUUAAUCUCAAUGCUCCCAUUACCACCUUUAUCGUCGGCAAGACCAUUGUGGAGCAAAUGAUAACACCCGUCGCUGACAUGGUACACGACAUUGCUGCCAACGAAGAGUUACUCGCGCGCAUCAAGGCGUUUUUUGGAUUUCCGCCCACACAGGAUACAUCCAAUCAAACACCGCCACCGGCCAAUGACACCACGACUACUGCAACCGUCAAUGGCAUGCCCAAUAAUAAUGGACUGCAAUCCACGUCGGCGGCGGCAACAACCAAUGCGGUUGGUUGGUCCGUGGUUGCCGUCACAAUGAUGAUGGUGCAAGCACUUGCGUCGUCACUAUGAUUGGGCUUGGAAUACCUCUUGGGGGUGGCUGUGGCAUUUCUCGACAACAAUACAUACAUAGCGUUCUACCAUUGAUGAUUUUAAAUCAAUGCACAAAAAUUUAUAUAAAAGAUGAUAAUACAAAUGCAUUAUAUGUGUGU